CUCGUCCCACUUGUAAACCUCUACAGCAGGGCGAUAGUGCGCGUUCCCGCGGACUCGCUAUAGAAAACAAAGCUGAGCGUCUUCCAUAUCAGCUAGGGCUGCAGACUCGAGGAAUAUCCGAAUUUAUUCUGGAUACAUCGCACAGAAUAUGGAUCUACAGCGGGUGUAGCAUCGUUGCAGACCGAGCCACCUCGGCCGAAGUGACGGCAGGAACCUCGCGAAAUCGACGAAAAAUAACAUCUGUGUUGUUGUGUUUUUUUUUCUUUUUUUUUUUUUUGGUUUUCUUUUUUUUUUUCUCCUCCUCGGGGUGCUUUGUCUUGUCCACCUAACGAUAGCAAGCCCAUCAUUUCCAUCUCAAUUGUACGAAAUUCAGCUAGUGAUUACUAGCUGCCGCCGGGAUGUAUCAUCAUGUUGUCACCUAAAAGUAACUGCUAAGACGACGGAUUGUGAAGCUACAGCAGAGACCCUUCGCUCCCAGGUCCCAGCGGGCUGACACCGGGUCCUGAAUCUGUGUUAGCCACAGCCGCGGAACCCACUGUUUUCGGGCGAUAUGGCGGAGCAAGGCUACUCAUCCUGGGCAUACUCCCUAGUCGACUCCAGUCAGGUGUCCACCUUCCUGAUUUCCAUCCUUCUAAUCGUCUAUGGCAGUUUCAGGUCAUUAAACAUGGAUUGUGAGAACCAGGAGAAGGAUAAAGAUGGUAACCCCUCACCAGCAGGGUCUUUUAAUAACAGCAACACAAACAACAGCAUUCAGACUAUAGACUCGACGCAGGCCCUGUUUCUGCCGAUAGGAGCUUCCGUGUCUCUGCUAGUCAUGUUCUUCUUUUUCGACUCGGUUCAGGUGGUCUUCACCAUCUGCACUGCAGUUCUUGCUACAAUUGCAUUUGCAUUCCUGUUGUUACCUAUGUGCCAGUAUCUGACCAGACCCUGCUCCCCGCAGAACAAGAUUUCAUUCGGUUGCUGUGGACGCUUCACCCUGGCUGAACUCUUGUCGUUCUCGCUUUCCGUUAUGCUGGUUCUCAUCUGGGUGCUGACCGGACACUGGCUCCUCAUGGACGCUUUAGCCAUGGGCUUGUGUGUCGCCAUGAUCGCCUUUGUUCGGCUUCCCAGUCUGAAGGUCUCCUGCCUGCUGCUGUCAGGACUGCUCAUUUAUGAUGUGUUCUGGGUGUUCUUCUCAGCGUACAUCUUCAACAGUAAUGUGAUGGUUAAAGUCGCCACUCAGCCUGCUGAGAACCCCAUAGACGUUCUCUCCAGGAAGCUCCACCUGGGGCCGGGGAUGGGCCGCGACGUACCCCGACUCUCCUUACCCGGCAAACUGGUCUUCCCAAGCUCCACAGGAAGCCACUUCUCAAUGCUGGGAAUAGGAGACAUCGUGAUGCCGGGGCUGCUGCUGUGCUUCGUCCUGCGUUACGAUAACUACAAGAAACAAGCGAACGGGGAGGUCCCGGGGCCCGGUAACAUGUCUGGACGCAUGCAGCGCGUCUCCUAUUUCCACUGCACUCUCAUCGGAUACUUUGUGGGUCUGCUGACUGCCACUGUGGCCUCGAGGAUCCAUCGUGCCGCUCAGCCCGCUCUGCUCUACUUGGUUCCCUUCACCCUGCUGCCUCUACUCACUAUGGCUUACCUGAAGGGGGAUUUGCGGCGAAUGUGGUCCGAGCCUUUCCACGCCAAGGCCACCAGCUCUCGCUUCCUGGAGGUAUGAUGCAACCCGGAGACGAACAACCAGCGCGGGGACGACUGCUGAUCUUUUCCUCUUCGUCGGAGGAAGGGAAAAGAGGGCACACUCACCAUGAGGCCAUGUUGUCAUCACUUCAUGCUUUCCACCGAUCUGUGAAGAAGAAGAAGAAGAAGAAAAAAAAAAGGACACCAGAGUGUGGAUUGCAACGCCCAGACACGACUCAUCUUGUGCUCCCCAUAUCCUCUCUCCCCGUUUCAUCUCCACUUCCUCUUUCUGUUUCUUUCCUGUCCAUUACAGCACAUCCUGCCUGUGCUGUGUUUUUUUUUCUUCUUUGUCUCGUUUCCCUUCUUUUCUUUUUUUUUUUUUUUUCCCCUCUUCCGCCCACCCUCCCUUCCACAUGGCCCAUCUCGUAUUUUUCCACCUUCCCCCCUGUUAUGUCUUUUGUUUUUUAUUUUAUUCUUCUGGACUCCUUCCUCUCUCUGAUGAACUAAAUGGACCUCCUCCUCCCCCCCCCCCACACCUCCCUUUUUUUUGUGGACUUACAGUUGUGAGACAUGGCUGGGGUUUAUAUGUAUUUUUUUAGCAUUGUCGUGGUCAUUAUAAUUAAUGUUAAUAUUAUCGAAGAACUUUAACAAGCGGAAGAGAAGGGUCGGGAGUGUUGCGGCGGCACAGGAGCGGCAACGCAGUCCAGAGUCCUCCCUCUUCUUCAGCCUCCCCUGCUUCAUCACCCCUGCCCUCCUCCUACACUCCCCUGUGCCCCCCCCCCCGCCCCGCCCCCCUCGCCCUCCGUCUUCUGUUCAUCUGCUGUCCUCACCCCAACAGAUAACUAUGUAUUUUAUUUAGAAAAGUUUUAUUCUUUGCAUAUACAGAAAGGAUGCAUUAAAAAUCGUUAUGCCGCCUCCCCUCCCCGCCCCCCCCCCAACAAACCGGGAGUCGGAGGGGGUCGCUUUUAUUUGUAUAUAUGUGUACACAUGUAUUUGCAGUAUCAUGAGUUUCUAUUUGUGUUCGAGAGCAUGUCGAAGAGGGCGGAAAACUGAUGUCUAGCAGCGGCCGGAUUUUUUUUUUUUUUUUUUUUACCCGGACUGGCGGAGUGCGGACGCAACUUUGUGCAAUAGAAACAUCGUGGAGAAAGUGUAAACAUGGAAGGCGGACGACAGUUUCCCGCCCCGAUCUUAAAGUGCGCGUGCGUGCGUGUGUGUGUGUGCGUGAGUGCAAAAACACAUGAGCAGGCGGUUAUUUUACUCUGUUUUAAUUUGAAAUCAUGUUUAAAAAUGACAAUAGUCAGGUUUUCAUUGAGCUGUGUGUUUGGAUCAAAGGGUGUCAAGCACAUGAAACACAUGUUAAGCGGUUUAUCUUGUAAAAACAGGAAGAAAAAAAAAUAUGUAAGUUUAAAAAAAAAAAAGAAAAAAAAAUGUAGAAACUCCACAGAGGUCAUUUUUCUUUUCAGUUUUCUGCAGACAGCAGAAAUGUAAACAGUGUUUUUAUUUUUAUUUUUUUUUCUGUUUUCUUCCAAAUAAAUGAAUGUUAAAUAA
Messenger RNA from Fundulus heteroclitus (mummichog), 3210 nucleotides. RefSeq names its product signal peptide peptidase 3 (gene sppl3). The record is from RefSeq and is a predicted model, not a curated record. Bases 551 to 1702 code for a protein of 383 amino acids. Gene Ontology annotation, cellular component: Golgi-associated vesicle membrane; cytoplasmic side of endoplasmic reticulum membrane; lumenal side of endoplasmic reticulum membrane. The transcript has 11 exons. Gene Ontology annotation, biological process: membrane protein proteolysis. Gene Ontology annotation, molecular function: aspartic endopeptidase activity, intramembrane cleaving. Lineage: Eukaryota; Metazoa; Chordata; Actinopteri; Cyprinodontiformes; Fundulidae.